Messenger RNA from Pipra filicauda (Wire-tailed manakin), 3563 nucleotides. RefSeq names its product adhesion G protein-coupled receptor G4 (gene ADGRG4). The transcript has 16 exons. The record is from RefSeq and is a predicted model, not a curated record. Lineage: Eukaryota; Metazoa; Chordata; Aves; Passeriformes; Pipridae. Gene Ontology annotation, molecular function: G protein-coupled receptor activity. Bases 532 to 2820 code for a protein of 762 amino acids. Gene Ontology annotation, biological process: adenylate cyclase-activating G protein-coupled receptor signaling pathway; cell surface receptor signaling pathway. Gene Ontology annotation, cellular component: membrane.
GCCAGUAAGUGGACAGUGCCCCAAAGGGAUACCAGAAUGAAUCCUGCACCUCUCCUGUAGGAAAUCCAGACUGCCUUCUGACCCCAGGCCAGGAGGAGGGGGAGCUGGGUUCCCAUCACCUUCAAGGGGUUGCAAAUGGUUUAGAAAAGCCUUGAGGAAUGAGGGACCACUGUGUGGAGACAGGAGUGAAUUAGAAACACAUGAAACAUCCCAACCCUAAGGAAAUCUCACUUGUUAGCCCUCAGUUAAAUUAGAAGUCCAUUGAGGUGAUCCACUCAUGGCUUCUUGGAGCUUUCUGCCAUGUCUGAAGCCACUCAGUGAGAGGCACUGUCUUUCCAAACCUUCUAGAGUCAGCCAGCCCAGUCACUUAGCACAGUAAUUGUUCUGAGGAAAAGCUGAAAUCCACCAGAGAUACUGAAAGUGGUUAGUUAGAUAGUUUUCCAGGGAGUCAUGGAGUCUUUUACCUCUGGUGGACACAGGGUUUUAUGAUUGGCUCACUCCAAACUUUAAACAUUGUGAAAUGUUACUAAUAUGGCAGCCUUGUUUGUAUGUUCUAUUUGUAGCUACAUCUGUAAGGCAAUUAUAAAGGCCACCUCUCUGGAAAUACAAGAAGUGCUGAGUCUCAGGAUCAAACAGCUGUUGAAUGACACAUACAAAGAGGGACCAUUAUCCUUGUGUGUCAAACCUGAAGAUGUGGCUGUGAAGUCAAUAGCACUGAUGGAUUGUCCAGAAAGCUUCUCACACACAAGGUACAAGGGGAGUUAUUCCUGGCCACUAACAAGUCCAGCCUCCGAAGCAGAGGUCAGCUGCAGGAAAAACCCUCUGCAGUCUGCUCAGAGGAGCUGUGCAAUUAAUAUUGAACUAGAGCAAGCUUUUUGGAAGGAACCAAACAUGACUAAAUGUAAACUACUGGAAAAACUUCCAAAUAGUAUUUUAGGCCUCCAAGAUAUCACGGUAACAGAAGAGAAUGCAGAAGAUGUUAUAGAGCAUAUUUUAUACCUCUUGCCAGAUGCAACACUGCAUGUGGAAGAAUUAGAAAUCAUUGCAAGUAAAAUUUCUGGUAUCGUACAGCUUGCAGAUGUGAGCAUGACACUUGCAGAGGCUGCAUUGUCUAUACUAGACUAUAUUUCACUGCAAGAAAUAGAAGAUCAGAACAUUAGAAAAAUAACCAAUACUAUCCUGCAGACAACUGAGGAGAUAGGCUACAAGGUGACUUGCGCAGGCAGAAAUACGUCGGUCAUAACCAAUUCCUCGGCUCUGUUGGUGUUGCGUCCAGAUCCCAGCACGUUUGGAGGACUGGCCUUUGGCAUUACCUCCUACAACAGAGGUGUGGAUCUCCAGAUCAAUGUGCAAGAAAACCCUUUCAAAAAUGCCUUGGCCUCAGUGUUUUUGCCCAAAUCCCUGAAGAACUUCCUAGGGAUCGAGCACUGUGACCCAGACAAGCAUUCGAAGAUCCAGUUUAAGUUUUUUGGCACUACUUCACUUUUCGCGGAUGACAGUUUAACGAUGAAGAAGUUGAACACUUUUGUUGUGAGUGCCAGUGUUGAAAAUGCAUCAAUUCAGAACCUUAAUGAGCCUGUGACUGUCACUCUUCGGCACAUAGACCAGAAUACGGGCAAUGCAGCAGUGCACUGCGUCUUUUGGGACUUUGGGAAGAACAAUGGACUGGGUGGUUGGAAUACAUCAGGGUGUGAAAUGGAAUAUACAGAUAUGAAUUACACAAUCUGUUUUUGUAACCAUCUUACCCAUUUUGGAGUCCUACUGGACUUGGCCCGGACAGAAAUAGAUGUCACACAUGAUCAUAUAUUAACUGUGAUAAGCUAUGCAGGAUGUGGUGCUUCUUCCCUUUUUUUGGGAAUAACGCUGGUGACAUAUUUAACCCUUGAGAAGCUGCGGAGAGACAAUCCUUCAAAAAUCCUGCUCAACCUUUGUGCUGCACUGCUGAUGCUGAACAUGGUCUUCCUCACCAAUUCCUGGCUGUCCUCAUUCAACCAGCCAGGCCUCUGCAUCACCAUGGCCAUGCUCCUUCACUAUUUCCUUCUUGCAGCUUUCACGUGGAUGUGCCUGGAGUCUGUUCACUUUUACUUGGCUCUUGUCAAAGUUUUCAAUGUUUAUGUCCCAAAGUACAUCCUAAAAUGCUGCAUUGCUGGCUGGGGAAUACCAGCUAUUGUAAUUAUUCUUGUGCUCAUUAUAAACAAAGACUUCUAUGGCAAUGGGUCGCACUCUGAGAACAAUCCUUACAGCAAUUUCUGCUGGAUUCAGGACAGUGGAGUGUUCUACAUCUCUGUUGUGGCCUAUUUCUUCUUGAUAUUUUUGACAAAUACAGCCAUGUUCAUCACUGUUCUCCUCCAAAUCCACUCUGUGAAGACAAGGACACAAAAGAGAUCCAGAUUCUUGAAACGGAGUGUUCUCCAAGACCUCAAAAGUGCUUUCAGCUUGAUGUUCCUUUUGGGCUUAACUUGGGGCUUUGCCUUUUUUGCCUGGGGAGAAGUGAGGAUAUUUUUCUUGUAUCUUUUCAGCAUUUUUAACACCUUGCAAGGGUUCUUUAUCUUUGUGUUUCACUGCCUAAUGAAGGAUGAGGUAGUGAAGCAGUGCCGAGUACACUUCUGCUGGGGAAGAUUCCGUCUGAGUAACUAUUCUGACUGGAGUGGGUCAGGUGCAACUGCAGGAUCUACACCAAAGCAUUUAAACCGCAAAUCACCAUCCCAGGCUUUGCAGAGUCUAAAUUCUAAUGGAACAAGUUCAACUUCCAAUGGUUCAGAUCUCCUUCCCAGGUCUUCUCCAGAUAGGAAUUUUAAGAUUGUUCUUUCCCAUAGCUGAAGUCCAUUACAACCCCAGUGCUGUAUCUCCAGAAGAUGGUGAGACCAAACAUCCUUGUUCACAAAGAACACUAACCAUGGAUACAGGACUGCACUAUCCACAGAAAGCAGGAUUUUUACACUGAUACUGAAUUUGUUUUCUUCUGAUUAUCUAGUGAUGGUUCUCCUCUGUGGAUGAAAACAAGCAUUGUUCAAAUAAUUACUUCUAAUGUACAGUUAUCACUCUGGACACAGUUAUCCCAUGACUCAACUCUAGGCUUCAGUGGAAUUUCAAUCCUGACCACACAAGGAUUUGCUGCCCCCAUGUUUCCAAGAUUAGUCCUCAUGUUAAACAGGGACUGGAAACAUUCUCUCCCUCUUCAUUAGUCCCUCCCAUAGUUCAUCUUUUUUUUACCCUUUACACCCUCCUGCCAUUUCUCUGUUUUCUUCUUCAUCUGAUACUUAUUGUCAUAGCCUAACACACAUAAUACUGAGUUUCAAGUGAUAUUUUUUAGCCUGCUGGUUGACUGCCCCAGGCACAGACAUAUCUUUCCUUACUUUUUCUGAAAUGGAGUUUGACCAACUUGGAAAUCAAGAAGUUGGACUCAGCCUCCAAGAUGUAUGUUUUUAUUUUCAGAUGUGCUGGCUCUGAUGAUCUGGUUUUAGAUCUCUAAAGAGAUGUAGAUGCACGUUUAAAUGUUUGAAAAUGUUGCCCAGUACCUUCAAAUGGAAUGUGGAAACAAUAAAAACUGAAAUUCCCACGUC